AUGUCAUCACAAGCUUCAACUACCGAUAUAAUUAUCUUAAUGAAAUCAAUACAACUGUAUUUAUAUGAAAUUGGUUGUGUAAUAUUAAUAUUCCUUGGUACUUUAGGUUGUAUAAUUAAUCUAAUUGUUUUUACUCAAAAAAAUCUUCGUAAAAAUCCAUGUUCAAUUUAUUUUAUUGCAUAUAAUAUUGCGAAUUUUAUUUACAUUUAUUCUUCAUUAAUAUCAUUAACAUUAAGUAUUGGAUAUAAAAUAGAUGCGAGUAUAUAUAAUUUAAUAUUAUGUCGUUUACGUCUUUAUAUCAUAGCUUUAUCAAAUUGUUUAAGUUCAUAUUAUUUAAUAUUAGCUUCAAUUGAUCGAAUAUGGAUUACAUCACAUAAUGCUAUUGUAAGACGAAGAAGUAAUCGUCGUUUUGCUUGUAUAUUUAUUAUUAUUGGAACAAUAUUUUGGACAUUAUUUCAUAUUCAUGCAUUAAUUUUUUCAACUAUUUCACAAAUUGCUCCGAAUACAUUUCUAUGUUAUUAUCAAUCGGGUGGUCAUUUGAUUUUUAUGGGUUAUUAUUCGAUUGUAAAAGAAACAACAGCACUUUUAUUAUUAAUAAUAUGUGGAUUAUGGUCAAUAAAAAAUAUUCGAAAGACAAGACGUGUAAGAAUUGCUCCAGUUUUAUCUGUAAGUGGUACAACAGUCGGAAAUAAUAUAUUAUCAUCUUCAAAAGAUCGACAACUUAUUUUAAUGUUAUUUAUGGAUAUAACGAUUUAUAUUUUGUUUAGUUUUUCAUUUGCAAUCUUUCUUAUGUAUCAACAAAUAACACAAAAUCAAUUGAAAACUUCUGAUCGAAUACAAAUUGAAACAAUAAUUAGAAAUAUUUGUUUAUUUAGUUCAGGUAUACCAUUUUGUUUGGGUUGUUAUACAAAUUUAUUUAUAUCAAAAACAUUUCGAAGUGAAAUAAAAAAAAUAUUUUUAUCAAGACAAUUUUUUUGUUGUAAUUCUGUCUAA
Messenger RNA from Adineta steineri, 993 nucleotides. The record is from the annotation of a GenBank genome assembly. NCBI's taxonomy places the organism in Eukaryota, Metazoa, Rotifera, Eurotatoria, Adinetida, Adinetidae.